AUGGCGUUGUCUACUCGAAAUGGAAAGCGCAGACAAUUCGAAGAUGGUGUUGGUCCCUUUGAGAAGAGGAAGAGGUCUUGUUCUAGGGUUUCUGAGCCCAAACGGAAUGAAGCCGUGGAGGAAAAGCCGACUGCUUGUCUUCCUCUGCGCAAGUCUUCGUCACCCAAACAGGGCAAGAAAAUCAUCCCUUUGGCUUCGUCUGCUAGAAAGCCUAGACAAUCCGAGGAGGAAUUGGGUUUUGAUGGUCUCUGUCAGACCCAGAAGAGCAAGAGGCAAAAACUGGGUUUUGACUGCAAAGAGACGAUGUAUUGUUCUAAAGUCUUGGUUUAUCUGAUGAAUCUCCCCCAUGCGAGGUGUUUCGAGAAGCCUGUUGUCGAUCCUGUGGCCGAGAAUUUGCCUGGUUAUUUCGAAGAAAUCUGGAGGCCUAUGGAUUUCGGUACUGUGAAAUCCAAAUUGGAGAGGGGUGCCUACUCCAGCGCUGAUGGCUUUGCUGCUGAUGUCAGGCUUAUCUUCUCCAACGCUUUCAGAUAUUAUCCGCUUGGGAGGAAAGAGCGUGCAGCAGCCAAGCAUCUCAAUGGGGUUUUUGAGACCAAGUGGAAAGAAGCUGUGGAGAAAAAGUCAAAGGCUGUUUGUCCUUAUCCUCUGCCCAAAGUUGAGGGUUUGUCACCCAAACUGAAGCAGGGCAAGAGCUCUUCUCCUUCCAGGGUUAAUCUUCAAAGUCAAGGGCUUGGGGUUUCCCAUUCAACCAAAGAUGAUGACUUGGCCACCCUUGUUCAACAUGCCAUGGAUCAGGCCUCAGAGAAUCUUUAUCCAUGUGGGGCUAGUCGAAUUCAGUUACUAAAGCUACAAUUUUCAGAUACGAUAUUAAAAGCCAACAAGACACUUAAGGGGCUACCUGAUUCUCCACCAAGGACAAAAUUGAUGCAGCGGAUGAAGCAAAGGAAAUUGGCUCGCCGUGCCAUUUUGAACUUGGAGAAGUCAGUGCAAUUUGAGGACUCUUUACAGGAUCUCAAACAACUUGAGAUGCUGUGUGGCUGUGGCAGUGGAGAUACUUUUCUACAGGUACACCUUGGAUUGCCGCUUAAGAAGUUGGGUCUAUACCUCAAGGAAGACGAUGAAUUGCAAGGUCAGGAUGGGAAGACCUUUUUGAAUGGAGAUUAG
This is a messenger RNA of Prunus persica (peach), 1161 nucleotides long. RefSeq names its product bromodomain-containing protein 2-like. Lineage: Eukaryota; Viridiplantae; Streptophyta; Magnoliopsida; Rosales; Rosaceae. Bases 1 to 1161 code for a protein of 386 amino acids. The transcript has a single exon. Gene Ontology annotation, molecular function: protein binding. The record is from RefSeq and is a predicted model, not a curated record.